Trypanosoma theileri is the source of this 576-nucleotide messenger RNA. RefSeq lists its product as uncharacterized. The transcript has a single exon. The coding region runs from base 1 to 576 and encodes 191 amino acids. Lineage: Eukaryota; Euglenozoa; Kinetoplastea; Trypanosomatida; Trypanosomatidae. The record is from RefSeq and is a predicted model, not a curated record.
AUGAUAUUUUGUGUUAUUUAUAUCCAUGAAUUAACAAGACCAUAUAAAACCAUUCAUAAUGUUUAUCAAUCCAACCAUAGUCCUACAAACCCAGAAUACAAAUACUACACACCUAUUAACAACCAACUCGAAAAUCCACCAAACCUUUAUAUUACACCAACCCCUAUCGAACCACCACCCCCUGAAAAACUCCCAAAAACCCCAAAAUUAACAACGGGGAACAUGCAUGAAUUUCCAGCCAAAAAGUUGAACGCCCCUAAAAUUCCAAAAAUUCUCCGAAAAUUUAGACCCAUUUUUACCAGGAUUUCGAACAUCAAAUUCAAACAAAACAUCGCAACUCAAACCACACACCACAUCCAAACCAACCACAAACAUCAACUCACCACAUCCAAACCAACCCCAAACAACAAUAACACCACAUCACCGACCAUCCAGAUGAACAUUAAUACAAACCCACUCAACCCGAAUACCAACCCAAACAAUAAACACAACCAACAAACAACACACCUCGAAAUAAACUACACCCUAACCAAACCAACACAACCCAAUCAACUCACACAACCAAACAAAAGAUAG